UUAUCGCCUAUAAUGCAACUCUUUACACAGCAAGCAAUUAGUAGAAAACUCCUUUAGAAUUCUGCCUUUUGCUGAGUUAUUAAUUAAUGUUAAGCUAAAAAGUUUAGAAACAGAAAUUAAGCUGGCAGCGUCCGCCGCGCCGCACACACAGCAAAAUGGAGUACAGCCACAGCCACGAAACUUGAAAAUCAAUAAUAGAGAAAACUGAAAUUAAUAGUUAUUUGCGUUUCGUUUCUACAUUUGAUUGUUGUUGCAGUUUAGAAAUUAUGUCAAAACGUAGUGCUGACGAUGCCAGUGGCACCGGCAGCGGCGGCAGCAGCUGUUUAGUGGCUGCAGCAGCCGCUGGCCAGCCGCCCAUCAAAAAGGUGCACUUCGAGCCCCAUUUAAUUGGGCCGGUGUCAACAUUAGAAGAGAUGGACAUCAAGGUAUUGGAGUUUCAGAAUAAGAAACUUGCCCAGAGGAUCGAACAGCGAAUGCGCUGUGAGGCGGAACUCCGGCAUCGAAUCGAACAACUGGAGAAGCGGCAAACGCAGGAUGAUGCAGUCCUUAACGUGGUAAAUAGGUAUUGGAAUCAGCUGAAUGAGGAUAUAAGGGUGCUGCUACAGCGAUUCGAUGCGGAAACGGCUGAUGAGCUAGAGAAUAAGAAUGAGAACGAGGUGACGACCUCGUUUCUAACGCAACUCUCCACAUGGGACAAGGAGGAGCUAGACGAGAAACUAGCGAAUCGGGUCCAGGUAUCGAAGCGAGCGGUGGCGAAGAUCGUACAGGUUAUUGAUAGGUUAAUGCAACGUAACGAGAAGAUAACGCAUGUAUUGAAAGGUGAUGGUCUGGCCAAUGCAGGAGCACAAGGAGGAACAGCGGGCGGAGAUGAGGAGCAACAGUCCACUGCCGGAGCUGAGUCGGAUGCGUCAACAACGAGUGCAGCAGUGCAUGCGCUGGAGGAAACGUUAAAGAAGACGCACAUUGAGAUCAUGACAGAGAAUCACAACCUGCAAAAUCUGAACACAUCGCUGCACGAGAAGUUUCACACGAUGUCACUGAAGAUGAAGGAAUACCAGGAUGCACUCACCGCCAAGGAAACAGAAAAUGCUGAACUGAAGAACCAAAUUGAUGAACUGCAAUAUGAUCUGGAGAAGAUCCACUGUCGCAACGAUAAGUUGGAGAAUCAUCUGGCCGAGGCCAUUGAAAAGCUGAAGGCCUAUCAUCAAAUUUACGGUGAUCCCAACAAAAGCAACAACAGCACCAAAACGCCCAGCAGCGGUGGCGGUAGUGGCGGUGGCGGCAGUGCAACAACCAAUGUGAAUAGCCAACAUCUGGAGGAGCUGCAAAAGGAACUGGAAGAGCAUAGAGAACUGGCGAAUAAUCGGUUACAAGAAUUGGAUAAGCUGCAUGCCACGCAUCGCGAAACACUCAAGGAAGUCGAGAAACUCAAAAUGGAUAUCCGACAGCUGCCCGAAUCGGUAAUCGUGGAGACGACGGAGUAUAAGUGCUUGCAAUCACAGUUCUCUGUGCUGUAUAACGAGUCCAUGCAGAUCAAGACGAUGCUGGAUGAGACGCGCAAUCAGUUGCAGACGAGCAAGAAUCAGCAUUUGCGUCAGAUCGAGGUGAUGGAGAGCGAGGAGCUGAUUGCCCAGAAGAAGGUUCGCAGCGAGAUGAUACAAAUGGAGGACGUGCUGGCGCUUAUACGCAAGGAGUAUGAAGCGCUGCGGAUUGAGUUCGAGCAGAACAUGGCCGCCAACGAGCAGACGGCGCCUAUCAAUCGAGAGAUGAGGCAUUUGAUCACCUCGUUGCAGAACCACAACGGACAGCUGAAGGGGGAGGUGCAAAGGUACAAGCGUAAGUAUAAGGACAUUUCCGCCGAAAUCGUAAAACUGCGCAAGGAACUGGAUGACGCGCAAGCCAAGCUCGAGGGCAACAAACAGCAGCAACAAUCGGUAGCUGCGGCAUCGGGCGAGGAAAUUAAGCAGGAAUCAGCAGCGAAUAUUAAGGAGGAGAAUGCUAACAAUAGUUCAACCGGUGGAUCAACGUGCUCCACCACAGCAGGCAAUGCCAGUGGCGAAGUCAACAUGGUCAUCAAAGAAGAAAACUCGGCCUCGGCCGAGGAUGACCUAGAUGAUGAAGCAGGCGGAAAAGAUGUCAAGGAUGCAAAUAUUAAACAGGAGAAACUAUCCGGCAGCGAAAGUGCAACUACAGAGAAGAAAGAUUCACCCGGGCCAGCGAAUGCUGCAGCAGCGGCAGCUGGCACGGCGAACGCUGUAAAAUCCGAAAAGGAUUCCAAGGAAGGCAUCAAGGCAAAGGAGCUCAAGGCCGUGGAAAGUGAAACCGUUCGGGAUCUGAAAGCGCAACUCAAAAAAGCGUUGAACGAUCAGAAGGAAAUGAAGCUGUUGCUGGACAUGUACAAAGGGGUCUCCAAGGAUCAGCGUGACAAGGUGCAGUUGAUGGCCACCGAGAAGAAGCUGCGCUCCGAGAUUGAAGAGCUGCGACAGCAACUGAAAAAGCUGCAGGAGAGCAAGCGGGAGGAGCGGAAGAAACUAGCCGAUGAGGAGGCGUUGCGCAAGAUUAAGCAGCUGGAGGAACAGAAAUACGAACUGCAAAAGCAGGUGGCCAAUCAUAAACCCACGGAGAAUGCAUGGGGUGGUGCACCUGGUGGUGGACCUGGGGGUGCAAACUACACACGCCCAUUUGUUGGCUCCCACGAAGAAGAGGCGCUGCUCAACGAGAUGGAAGUGACGGGCCAGGCAUUCGAGGAUAUGCAGGAACAAAACUCAAGGCUCAUCCAGCAGUUGAGGGAAAAGGACGAUGCGAAUUUUAAGCUAAUGUCCGAGCGGAUCAAGGCUAACCAGCUUCACAAGCUGCUACGCGAGGAGAAGACGGUGCUGGAGGAUCAAAUGACUACAGCGACGACACAGAUCGAGGCCAUGCACAUUGUGCUGCGCAAGCUGGAGGAGAAAGAGCGCAGCCUGCAGGCAACCGUGGCGUCAAUCGAGAAGGAGCUUAUGCUGCGACAACAGGCCAUGGAGAUGCACAAGCGAAAGGCUAUCGAAUCGGCGCAGUCGGCUGCAGAUCUGAAGCUGCAUUUAGAAAAGUAUCAUGCCCAAAUGAAGGAGGCCCAACAGGUGGUUGCUGAGAAGACUAGCUCGCUGGAGGCGGAGGCCUACAAGACGAAGCGGCUACAGGAGGAGCUGGCGCAGUUCAAACGAAAGGCGGAACGCAUGAAGAAGAUGGAAAUGUCAGGCACAACCAUCGACGAGGUGAUGAUCGAAGAGAUUCGCGAAUACAAGGAAACACUCACGUGUCCCUCGUGCAAGGUGAAACGCAAGGAUGCCGUGCUCUCCAAAUGCUUCCAUGUCUUCUGCUAUGACUGUCUGCGGACGCGGUACGAGACGAGGCAAAGGAAGUGUCCCAAAUGCAACUGCGCCUUCGGCGCCAACGAUUAUCAUAGGCUAUAUCUGCAGUAGAAGUCGAGUAUGAGAACGCGAUCCACAGAACACCGAGCGUCUACAUACCAGCCAGCUAAUCCAUUACGAGCAUAUUAUCUAUGUACUAUUAAUAUAUAUAUAUAUGUAGAAUUGUUUUUAAGUGUCCCCCAUCUGGGCGACUUUCCCAUUUAUUUCCCGUGCAAACCUUGCGGCAAUUAUUUAAAAACUUUUGAUUAUUCUAGCCCCAAGCAUCUCAUAAUUGAUGAGUUCCGAGUGAUAUUCUCCCGGGUUUUUAUUCUAGAUUGAACAAAAUCGUACGAAAUUUAAUAAAUUGCUAUCAAUU
Molecule: messenger RNA, 3762 nt
Organism: Drosophila navojoa
Lineage: Eukaryota; Metazoa; Arthropoda; Insecta; Diptera; Drosophilidae
Gene: Bre1
Product: E3 ubiquitin-protein ligase Bre1
Cellular component (GO): HULC complex; nucleus
Molecular function (GO): ubiquitin protein ligase activity; metal ion binding
Source: RefSeq, a predicted model, not a curated record